UUUAUUGGAGGAGUACCCAUUCGUACUUCAUUGAAGUGCAUUCGUGGUGUGGAAUCGCUAAUGUGGAUCGCGCAUCGGCAGCUGUGGAUCGAUUAUCCAUCCUGUGAGAGGUUAUGGAGAAGCUGUGUUCCGAUUUGAUGUUGUUGGGUCCACACAAAUUCCCUUAAGCUUUCGAAAACAACAGCAAAUUCUUGUUUCCUAGCAAACAGUAAACUUCAAGGCAAAUCACAAGUAACCCGCACCAAGAGCACCGGAAAAUUGUUCAAAUUUAGACGCAGGAUUUGGUGUUAAACCUUCAGCGCGACAGGGCAGGACAGGGAGACAUUUUGCCACCUUGCAUUUGAUUUUCAUUUAACGCUCGUUUUCGGAACAAAGUCUAACCACAAAAACUAUGAAUGGCAGUUUAAGCCAAAUUACACAAAGGCCCUAACAAAGCCGGGCGGAGAGAGAGGGAGAGAGAGAUAGAGAGUGAGAAGACAGGGAAAGGGAGAGCAGCAACAACCACCACAGUGGAACGGAAGCCAUAUGCAGAAAAACUACAAAAACAGCAAUAGUCACAGGGAGAGAGAAAGAGGGAGAGACAGAGGCAGCCAGCGGUAAAUGUACCGCAUUAAAUUGGACCCGCCCCGCCUUUAGAGCUAUGCACAUAUGUAUAUGCAGACAGAUAAUGAGACAACAUGCCCGUUUCACUCACUCGCACGCAGGCGCAUAUCGGAGCAGAUAAAAUCCACAAGCGGGCGAGAAGGCGAUGGCAGCUCUAGACCAACACUCGCCGUCGCAGUCGCACUCCAGCAGUGGAAUAGCAGAAAAACGAGUUUCACCACUAUGCGCUGGUGUGCGUGAGAGUGAGAAGCUGAGAGAGCGCGCCGGCGCAAGAGCUACAGCCACUUCCCACAUCGUACACUUGGUGGUGGUGCGACGACUCUCCGAAUUAUUCAAACCGCAACCGUCGUCGAGUAAGCACCGUUGUUUCGAAACCGAGCGCGUCGAUCGCAAACGAAACGAAACGAAAAAAACAAGUAGAAAGUUGUUUCGUCUUCCACGGAAUUUCGACAUUCGACAAAGUUUCCCCAGUGUUUCCAGUGAUUGUGUGUGAAUAGUUUAUUCAGUGAAUAUAUACAGCGACCCGAUGAGGCGCCCCGUAUAAACUCCAACCGAGCGCAGAACCCAAGGAAGUCCUCACAGUGGAUUCCCCCCAACUACAAACGCUUCGCAGAGGAUUAGCCAGAAAUUCCAAAUACAAAACAUACGUGUACACCCGUGUCCCAGAGAAGCCGCCAACAUAGCCGAGCUACUAGCCGCCUCGCCACCCGCCAGCACCACGCGCGUAUUUAUGACUAAGAUGAUUCCGCCGGUACCCACCUCAGCCGUCAUGAUGCCCACGCCCAAGCAGAAGAUCGGCUUUAGCAUCGAGUCGAUAGUCGGCAACGAUGCAGCCUCGAUUGCCGCCGGCAAUCAGCAGAUGCGUGCCACCUCCGACCACAGCGCCAGCCCGCCGCCAGGAGAGCGCAACGGACCCGGAUCGCCGCCCCAGACCCCGCCGGCGGCCAUCACCAUGCUGCCGCACCACCUCAUGGCCCCGCCGUCGCACGGCAUGCCCCUGCCGCACCACAUGUCGCCACAUCAGCUCCAGCAUCAGCACCCCCAUGCGCAUCAGCAUCAGCACCAGCAUCCUCAUCCACAUCUAUCGCCGGCCCAGCAGCAUGUUCUGCACCAGCACCUCCUCAUGCAGCAGCAGGGCACACCCAAGACCCACCAGGACAUCCAUGACCUGCUGCAGCGACUGCACCACAACGCGGCCGUGGCCAGCGGCAUGAGUCCGCUCCAGACACGCCUCUCUCCCGAGUCGGACGCAGCGCCCGCUCCCGUUUCCCUCAAGCGCGAGCGUUCUCCGGCUCCACCGUCCAUGGAGCAGGCCGAGAAUCCCUCCCAGCGUAUUCAGCCGCCACACACGCCUCCGAAAUCCGUGUCACCACAGUCAUCUCAGCCCUCCUCAUCGCCCAGCCUGCUGGUCAGCAGUCCGCACAACACGCCCCCGCAGCAGCAGCAGCCACCAAACUACCCCAAGCCCGGAAUGCAUCCGGCAGGAGCCAUGAUGAUGCAAGGAAUGCCGCCAGCCGGCUUGGUGCGACCCUUCCCCGUGGGCCCAGGCGGACCCCCGAUGCCGCCACAGGGACAGCCCGGCAUGCCGGACAUCAAGGCCCUGCCGCCGUACAUCAACGCCCCGCCAGAGAUGCCGCCCCAGCACAAUCCUCACCUGAUCGCCGCCGCCCAGUUCCAGAUGGCUGCCGCCAUUCAAGCGGGACAUGUCCUGGGUCCCGCUGCAGCGGCCGCUGCCGCCGCAGGACUGCCACCCCAUGCCGCACAAUUCAUGCCAAAUCCUGGCAUGGCACGGGACAGCUACCAGCUGUAUCCCUGGCUGCUGAGUCGCCAUGGACGCAUCUUUCCACACCGUUUCCCUGGAAGUUUCCUGGUGCCGCCAUUCCGCAAACCCAAGCGCAUUCGCACCGCCUUCUCGCCCUCGCAGCUCCUGAAGCUGGAGCACGCCUUCGAGAGCAACCAGUAUGUGGUGGGGGCCGAGCGCAAGGCCCUCGCCCAGUCCCUCAACCUGUCGGAGACGCAGGUGAAGGUCUGGUUCCAGAACCGUCGCACCAAGCACAAGCGGAUGCAGCAGGAGGACGAGAAGGGCGGCAGCGGCAGCUCCGAGCGCAAUCACCACAAUGGCAGUGGGGACGAGGACGACGAUGAGCUCAUCGAUAUGGAGAUGGACGACUGUGCCAGUGAUGAGGAGCACGAUCUGGAUGCCAGCCACUAGAACCACUAGGCUGUUCCGUCCGUGAGUUCCUUACCCAGUCGAUGGGGUCACCAGUUCCCAGAAGCUCUCCCGCGAAUAAAAUAGUUUGUUUUUUGUGAUAUAUUCUUAAAUAAUGGCGAUGGCGAGCAGCGUCAGGCGUACGUCACGUGUAUAUAGCAGGCGAUAGAAAGUAUUAGAGAUUUCAGGCCCCCUCCAACACCAUCUAUAAAAUAUCUCCUUCUCAAGAACAGUGCCAAAUCCUUUGCCAGGGGGCCCCGAAGAACCAAGAAGUUGAGUAGAGCUCAAGGUGGGAAAACGUUUUCCUCUUCUUCGAAGCUUUUCUCUCUCCAAAAAAUAAAAACAAAACAACACAAAAAAUCUAUAUAAAUUAUAGUAUCCAUAACUGUACAAAUCUAAUGGUUUAAGCGUGUAAA
Messenger RNA from Drosophila pseudoobscura, 3228 nucleotides. It is a transcript of the gene ems, whose product is annotated as empty spiracles. Gene Ontology annotation, biological process: regulation of transcription by RNA polymerase II; central nervous system development; neuron differentiation. Gene Ontology annotation, molecular function: RNA polymerase II cis-regulatory region sequence-specific DNA binding; DNA-binding transcription factor activity, RNA polymerase II-specific. Gene Ontology annotation, cellular component: nucleus. The transcript is spliced from 2 exons. NCBI's taxonomy places the organism in Eukaryota, Metazoa, Arthropoda, Insecta, Diptera, Drosophilidae. The record is from RefSeq and is a predicted model, not a curated record. Bases 1334 to 2815 code for a protein of 493 amino acids.